CAUCGAAGUCAUGAAAUUCACAAACCCCCUAACGGAACUCUUACUGUUUUGUAAACCGCGGAUCCAAAAACUGUGGUCGGCUGGGAACGAGGGUAGGACCACAUUUCCCAGAAGACCACGGGCCUACGCUGCCAAAGCCAUUGUGCGUGUGACGUUGAUGCUGGUCUUGUUUUGGCAGUUUGUUUCGUUAUUCUCGCUUAUCAGUCCACCAAGAAGCAUUGACAGUGUGAUUCGUCGACUCCAAGUUCUGAUGGCACUGAUGGAGCUGUGACCUUUGUCUGGUGGUCUUAAGGAGCUGGGGUAAGUGUAGCUUCACGAUGGCAGACGGCGGCAGUGACGAUGAGGUCAUUCAUCUGGCGAGUUUCAACGUCCACCGCAGUCAACGCCGGUCUGCCAAGAAGAGGGUGCUCAUCACCAUUUCAGAUGACUCAAAUGAUUCAGAUGAGGAGCCCAUGAUCUUUAUUCCUGGCAGUCCAGUUUUAGUUCCAGAUGAUGGUGAAGACGAUGACAUCAGCAUACUGGAGCAUCAAGUUCCUCCACAAAGACUUUUGAUCCGACCAGCAGCCAAAUGGGGCACGGUUUCUUCCAGACUGAGUCAAACUGUAAGUUCCUCUAGUCAAACAGCUGUGAUCCCCGCAGUCAAUCCAAGCCUGGCCCCAUCUACCUCCAGACAUGCCACUGCCAGCUCCACUGUAGCAGAGACAGCCACACGGACUGAAACAGCAGUGCAGCCCGGCACCUCUGGAGACACACAGCCACAGCCUGGCUCUUCUUCUUCUAACGCAGUGACUCAAAACUCAUCGAAACCUGACGUAACGUCGCAACAGGACAGUACGUUAACCAAUCAAAAUGUGGAGCUUCAAGCAGUUUCUACUGUUCAAAACACAUCUACCUCCACAACAGCAACGGCUGAGGAGAGCUUAGGCCAAGCAACUCCAGGAGCCUUUCACGCUCAGCCCAGUGCCCCCGGAGCCUCAUCCGAACCGAGAGCUGGCUGUUCUGCACAGAUACCAGUGAGGACGACUGCGUGCAGCUCUGCCCGUGCCACACAUUACUCUGGUGCAGCUACAGCAAGUGUUGCAACGAUGACAAAGACAGAAGAGCGGGCGGGUCCGAGCUCUGACUCACAGGACAAUCCUCAGGCUAGCACAUCGUCUGCACACGCACAGCCUCAGCCAGGUACAUCAUCGCAGCCUCCCUCCAGCGGAGCUACAAACUUCCUACAGGUAAAAGCACUGAAGCCAUUUGUUCUUCAGCAAAAGCCAACGUUUCAGGUCUCUACUCUAGUGACCCAGCGCCAGUGGCAGCCUCGGGCCCACAACCAGGUGCAGUUCGUUUCAUCCCACCAAAUGCAGGGCAAUCUUAUUCAGAUUGAACCACAGCCCCUGGCCCAGGCCCCUGCCCAACCCCCGGUCCAGGCAGCACAACCCCCCCAGGCGAUGCUCGUCAACUCCCACACAGUGCUUAUAGCUGCAGCCCCAGAGAGACUUGGACCUCUGGAACCUGGCCACCGGAUUGUUCUGGGGAGCCAGGUUCCCGGGGAGGCUGAGCCCAUGCCUCCCCCACAGGCCGGCGUCUCCGGUGUUGCCCCAGCAGUGCUCGGCUUUAACAUCAUGGCACCUCACGUCAUCUCCAACCCCAUCGUUCCGCCUGCUUCGACAGCCUCGGUCCCUGACAACAGAGGAGAGGCUCGUCUCAUCACAGCGCCAAACCCAGAGAGGGUCACCCCACUGCUGGAGGUCGUGGCAGUCCCUCGGGCCCUGGAGGCCAUUCCCCAAAUCGAAGAUGCAAGACCUGGACCCUCUGGAGGAAUGCAGCUACCCCCCCACAUCAGAGGCCCUAUCACUGUGGUUCUGGAUCUGUUCCCAGACGUUCAGGAAGCCUAUGUAGCAGAACUGAUGCAGAAGAAUAAUGUGAAAGACGUGAAUGUUAUCUGUAACCUGCUGUUGGAGAAUCCAGACUACCCCAGGAGAGAGACUGCAGCAGUGGCCGCUGCAGCUCCGAGCAGCAUCCUGCUGGAGUCUGGAAACACCCAGACAGACGUGGCCGAGGAUCUGUUUGACUACGCCAAGCUGGGCACGGUGGGACUGGAGGCUGUGAUGCAGGCUGCAGAUCUGCUCAUGUCAGAUUUCAGGAUGCUGAGCUGUCAGGACAUCAAAUGGGCCCUCAACGCCAUGAAGGGACACUAUGCAAUAACACGCAAGGCCUUAUGUGAAGCUCUGAAGAAGUGGCAGGACGCAUGCGACCCCUCAGGGAAGAGACGACGGAGCAGAACCUCGUCUGAGCGAUGUUACAUUGAUUUUUAUUUUGAACACGGAUCAGUGAAGUUGACCAGGAGGAUGUAUUUCCUGGAGAACGAUCGCCGCUACUGCAGAACGUACAACAGUCUGGAAGCCUCUGUGCAGAAGGAGUUGGUGUUCUAUCAACAGAAGGCCAAGGAAUGGGCUGAGCAUGAAGACUUCCUUCUGGCUCUGCAGGUCAAUGAAGAUGAAUAUAAGAAGGACGGUCAGCUGAUAGAGUGCGGCUGCUGCUACGGAGAGUUUGCCUUUGAGAAGAUGACGCAGUGCUCAGACGGUCACCUCUUCUGUAAGGAGUGUCUGGUCAAGUACGCCCAGGAGGCAGUGUUCGGCUCCGGAAGGUCAGAGCUGAGCUGCAUUGAGGGCGGCUGCCUCUGUUCUUAUCCAGUGUGUGAGCUGGAGAAGGUUCUGCCAGAGAACAUACUGUGUAAAUACUACGAGCGGCAGGCAGAGGAGGCCGUGGCUGCCACCUGUGCCGAUGAACUCGUCCGGUGUCCAUUCUGCAACUUCCCAGCCCUGUUGGACAAACACAUGUCUCUGUUCAGCUGCCCCAACCCUCGCUGUCGCAAGGAGAGCUGCAGGAAGUGCCAUGUCCAGUGGAAGCAGCACAUGGGCAAGACGUGCGAGCAGGUCCUUGAGAGGGACGAGAUUCGCACCAGGAUUCUCUUCGAGGAGCGAAUGACCGCCGCCAGAGUCAGGAAGUGUGUCAAGUGCACCACCGGCUUGGUCAAGUCCGAAGGAUGCAACCGUCUGCUGUGCCGCUGUGGCAGCGCCAUGUGCUAUCUCUGCCGCGAGCUUAUCACCGGCUACAACCACUUCUGCCAACACGCCCGUUCUCCUGGCGCCCCCUGCCGACACUGUCGCAAGUGUUCCCUGUGGACCGACCCCACGCAACAAGACGAGGAAAUCAUUCAGGAGAUCCAGAGGGAAGGAGAGGCAGAGCUGACUAAGAAAAGUGCCGAUAAUGCAGAGAAGAGAGUGGGUCCUUCUCCGGUCAUCGCAGCAAAGCGUCCGCGUGUGGGUCCGCCACCCGAAAACCAACCCAACCCCAACAACCAACCUGCUCUUAUACCUCCUCCUCGACCUCUUCCUCGACCUCUUCCUCCUCCUCCCCCACACCCUCAGCCUCACCCUCAGGCGGUACAGGCUCCCCUCUUCGUCCCUCCACACGCCCACUACCCUCCACCGCCCAACCAGGUAGCCAGGUUUUACAUCCCACAGAGGCUGCGCCCAGCUCCCUACGUGCCCCACCAGCCGCACAUGCCCCAUAUGAACAACUUCAACAACAACCACAACUAUCAUCACCACAACCACAACCCUCCCGUCAACCCCACCCAGUUCCUCCAAAACUUGGACGGAAUGGAUCUGCCGAUGCACUACGGACCGGCCCAUCGACACUACAGAGGCUUCUGAAAGAUGGUCAUCUCUGACGUGUGUGUAAGUGUGCGUGGAUGUGUGUCAACCACUGAGGUCAUCAGUACACAAACACGGUACAAACACUCUGUGGAGGAAGAGACGUCUUCUCAGUUAGGUGUCACUUAAUCAGGACAUGUUUUCACAUUUUUUAGGCUGCACUGUUUCUCUCUUUCUUCCAUCCGUAACAGCUACUGUACGCUCUUACACACACACACACACACACACACACACUGUUGCACACCUUGCCUUCAUGUGCUGAACAUGGGACUUCAGUAAUGUCGGCAAAGCAGUCAUCAUGCGUUUUUUUUCCUCCUCAUAUAUCGGAGUUGAACUGAUACUAAUGGUUGGGAUUUUCUCUUUAUACAAAUAUUUUUGAGUACAGAAAAUUACAGAUAACAUUCCCUUCUGUAUGUUUUGGAUUUCUAAUAAAGAUUUCUGUUCACCUCCUGGUCAGACUUCUGAUCUAAUGCAAAUGAAUAAAAGAAAAUGUGCCUAUAGAAGUAUUCACACCACUUGGAAUUUCAAGUAUCAAAAUGACACUAAGAUACUUAAUUUCAGAAGAGGUUAAAACCUCAUGUUUGUUUUUUUUUUAAUGCUGAAUUCAUUUAAGAGCCAUGUGUGAACUUUUCUAUCCUGUCUGGAAGUCGUUGUCUUCGACCAGUUUGUCUUCCUCUGCCCCUCCCUCUCUCCUUUCUUCUUGUCACCCUGCAUUUAGAAAAAGGGGCUGACUCAUGACAACUGAGCCUCGGGGCUCAGCACCAAUCACAUGACAGAAGAGUCCUCUCCUCCAAUCACAGCACAGCGACUGCGGGGGCUUUGUCAAGUCAUGAAUGCAGGGACUUUUUUUGUUCAACCACAAGUGUGCUGCUGCUGCUCCGAGUGUGACAAAUCGCUUUGCUACACACACGCCUGCAGAGUCAACACACUCACCGCCUCUUCUUUCCAUGGUCGUCUGUUCAACGUAGCCAAAUGAGCCCCCCCCCCAUCUCCCCGACCCCCAGUACAGCCCCGGGGUUCUAAUACUGUUAGUCAUGGGUGAUGUGAAGCAGACUGUGUUUUUUGUGGGAGUCAGAAUUACAGUUUAAUCAGAUUUAGUUUCUGCUGACACCAGCCGUGCUGUUGUGAGUUACAUUUGUUCACUGUAUUUAUAACAAAGACACAUAAAGACGUGCAGGGACUUCUAUAAAUACCGCUGUAUUCACAAGUACUGCUUACAUUAGGCUCAUUUUACUUCUAACCAAAAACCAUCAUGGUGUCAUUGGAUCAGCUUAACAGCAUUUUGGGUUUCAGCCUCCAGGGACGACAAAUGUUUGCACCAAACUGCACAGAUGUCCAUUGUUUGUCCUAAAGCAAAUGACUAGAUGACUAUCAUGAACAAAUGAUGUUAAGGCUCCACAGUCAAUGUGACAACAGCAACAAUUGCCUCUCUGUGUUUUAGGUCAUAAUUUAAGUUGUAUUCUAGUUUUAGUUUUUCUUUUGAAACAGCUGUCAUUGACAACAUGGACUGUAGGGAAUCUUGUGUUUUUCUCAGUAUUGUUCUACAGUCUGUAGUCAUGUAUGUUUAACCUUAUUUACGUCAUACAUGUUGUACCAAAACAAUGACAGUUUUUUAUUCAAACUGCUAAAAUAACAGGUUCUGGCCCUUUCUUUGAAUAGCUGGUGCUUUUUUUAUGCCGUGAAUGGGUUUUUGAUAAGAAGCUAUUUGAGCUGCAUUUUGUCAGUGUUUUUCUUUUUUUAUAAACUACACAUGACGUCCAUAUCUGCGCCGCCACCUGAGGAGAUAUAAUACUCUUUCUUCCGGCUAAGAAAAAAAAAAAAAAAGAGAGAACACUGUGGUCUGCACUGUAUUUACACAAGAUUAAAAACGUGUGUGUAUUUGUUUGUGUACCCUGACUAGUCCACAGAGACCACUGGUAUUUGGUGUUUUGCUCCCUAGACGCCCUCUGUUUUACCUCCUCUAACAAUGUUUGCGCUUGUUAUUGAUCGCCUGUAUCGUAAUGACUCAGUGUGUGUGUACCUGGUAUUUCUGUACAUACUUAUAUUUUUGAGAUUGACUUGGCACAGAUUUUUUAGAGGAUGUUCUUCCUGAUGCAAACCCGUAGACUUACAGCUUGCCACUAGGCCUUUGCUUAUUUGCCCUCAGGAUCCUCCGUAUGGUGGGCAUUUCGGAGGCCUGAUUCUAAAUCCUACAGGUACCAGCUUUAUGUAUUUACUUUGUAUACAAUUUGCCUCAUAGCAGUGAACAGCUGAGUCUGCUUUGAAUGGUCGAACAAGAAAAAAUACAAAAAAAAUAUG
Molecule: messenger RNA, 6008 nt
Organism: Cynoglossus semilaevis (tongue sole)
Lineage: Eukaryota; Metazoa; Chordata; Actinopteri; Pleuronectiformes; Cynoglossidae
Gene: rnf216
Product: ring finger protein 216
Exons: 17
Coding region: 318-3710 (1130 amino acids)
Source: RefSeq, a predicted model, not a curated record